Messenger RNA from Rhinichthys klamathensis goyatoka, 2108 nucleotides. RefSeq names its product zinc-binding protein A33-like. NCBI's taxonomy places the organism in Eukaryota, Metazoa, Chordata, Actinopteri, Cypriniformes, Leuciscidae. The transcript has 6 exons. The coding region runs from base 266 to 1627 and encodes 453 amino acids. Gene Ontology annotation, molecular function: protein binding; zinc ion binding. The record is from RefSeq and is a predicted model, not a curated record.
AAGCUCCUCCCUCUUACAACACUAACCAGGAAGAGACGGACUUGUUAUUUCUCUUUUCUGCCAUACUGACUGUGUCUCGACAAAAGCAAUAAAGAAUCAGCGAUCAGUGGAGUACGAAGGGAAAAACUUUACAGAACAAUUUGAGAAGUUUUUUCCUGAACAAGUUUUUUUUCUGAUCUUUGUGAUUCUCAUGGUGAUUCAUUCUUAAAACCGUCGUUCAGAAAGUGAAAGUAAAAUUUAGAUUGCUGGAGCUCAAACAGUGAGAAUGGCUUCAGCAGCUGAAGAUGAUUAUAUUUGUCCUGUGUGCUGUGAAAUCUACAAGACUCCUGUUAUUUUAUCCUGUAGUCACAGUUUCUGUAAAGAGUGUCUUCAACAGUUCUGGAGAACCAAGACAUCUCAGGAGUGUCCUGUCUGCAGGAGAUCCUCAACAUCUGAACCUCCAGUUAAUCUUGCGUUAAGAAACUUGUGUGAGUCGUUCCUGAAGGAGAGAAAUGAGAGGCGUUCAUCAGGGUCUGAGGAGAUCUGCAGUUUACACAGUGAGAAACUCAAGCUCUUCUGUCUGGAAGACAAACAGCCAGUGUGUUUAGUGUGCAGAGAUUCAAAACAACAUGACAAUCAUAAAUUCAGACCCAUCAGUGAAGUGGUUUCAUCACAUAAGGAGGAGCUCAAUACAGCACUGAAGCCCUUACAGGAGAAACUUAAACGCAAUAAAGAAAUGAAAGCAGAGUUUGAGAAAACAGUUCAACACAUGAAGGCUCAAGCUGAGCAAACAGAGCGUCAGAUUAAACAGCAGUUUGAGAAGCUUCAUCAGUUUCUCAGAGAUGAAGAAGAAGCUACAGUCACUACACUGAGGGAGGAAGAGGAGCAGAAGAAGCAGAUGAUGAAGGAGAAGCUGGAGGAGAUGAACACACACAUCUCAGCUCUUUCACACACACUCAAAGACAUGGAGGAGAUGAUGAAAGCCAGUGACGUCUGCUUUCUGAAGGAGUUUCCAGUCUCAAUGGAAAGAGUCCAGAGCUCACGGCCGGAUCCACAGAUGGCUUCUGGAGCUUUGAUUCAUGUGCCACGAUACUUGGGCAACCUGCCGUUCAGAGUCUGGAAGAAGAUGCAGGACAUCGUCCAAAACACUCCUGUGAUUCUGGAUCCAAACACUGCAGAUCCACGUCUCGUCCUGUCUGAUGAUCUGACCAGUGUGAGUCUCUGCGGGAACAAUCAAACUCUUCCUGAUAAUCCAGAGAGAUUUGACUGUAAUGUGUGUGUUCUGGGUUCAGAGGGUUUUAACUCAGGAACACACUGCUGGGAUGUGGAGGUUAUAGGGAGUAAACUCUGGGCUCUUGGAGUAACUACAGCAUCAAACCAGAGGAAGGGACUCGGUUUCUUCAGCACUGAUGUUUGGAGUGUGCAGUAUCAUCAGGACGGACUGUCUUUUAGUUCUGGUUUUCGUGUUAAACAGAAGCUUGAUCGUGUGAGAGUGAAUCUGGACUAUAAUGGAGGAACGGUGUCGUUCUCUGAUCCUGUAACUAACACACAUCUACACACACUCACAGCCACCUUCACUCACACACUCUUUCCAUUCUUCUAUUGUUCUUCUAGCUCUCUGAGGAUCUUACCGGUCAAUAGUCAGUAAACGUCACUCCUGUAGAUCUGGAUCUUCUGCUUUCAUCAUGUUUCCAAUAUUUCCUCCAUCUCACAUGAGUAAGAGUGCUGUUGAUCUGAGUAUCAGUACGGUGGCUGUGAUUGGGCCGUGAUGAUCACAUGACUGAUAUCCAGCACUACAGCAACACUCAGAUCAAUAAACAUCAAGUUUUCAUUUAUAUUCCACUUCACACAAUUAGACCCAUUAGAGGCCGUUUUAGCAUUCAUGUUUUCAGGAUAACUGACAUUUACCAGAUUAUUACAGUCAAUGUGUGUUUAUUCAUUUCUUAACUUCUUGCAUCAUAAUUAUAUAUGAUAUUAUAUUAUAUUUUGUUCUUGUAUUAAAUCAAAUAACUGAAGCUGUAAAUUCUGCACAUUUUCAGUGUUUGUUCAACAUGAGACUAAAUGAAUAAUUAUUUCAGUUAUAGAGGUGAAGUGAUCAUUUGUUCAUUGGAAUAAAUGGAUGUAAAAGG